Molecule: messenger RNA, 5621 nt
Organism: Nelumbo nucifera (sacred lotus)
Lineage: Eukaryota; Viridiplantae; Streptophyta; Magnoliopsida; Proteales; Nelumbonaceae
Product: ABC transporter C family member 10-like
Biological process (GO): transmembrane transport
Cellular component (GO): membrane
Molecular function (GO): ABC-type transporter activity; ATP binding; ATP hydrolysis activity
Source: RefSeq, a predicted model, not a curated record
GUCUGAAUGCAUGUGUUCGAAGAAGAGUCCGAUGAAUCGGAAACUCUGAUUCACUUUCUUGGGCUGAUUCUGCAAUGAUAGUGGACACUCCACACAGCAUUACGACAACAGGGUCUCUCUCCUACUUCAACUCCACCAAUCGGUGGUACGAUUAAUGGACGGACGACAGGAAACGAUCAAGAACCCUCGAAUCGAAAGAUCAAAGACGAAUUCGGUUGUCUUGUCGUUGUCGUCCUCUCUUGGUCUACGUGAGCAAUGACGAUAUGUCAGACUAUUACGAACGAACACGACGAUACCUGUGUGCAUAUAUAAAGAACAAAGAUUCGCGCUCGCUUGACUUGUCUUCCUUCCUUGGUUUCCGAGCUUGCUCCCGCCGCUGCGGAAACCGGAGAGGAGGAGAUUUCGAUUCUUCUUCUCCUUCUCUUUCAGCAACUGUGCAAUACUGCAAUUUUCUCUGUUUCCUGUUUUUAUUGUUUCACCUGUUCCCGGGAGCUUCGGGUUUCGUGAGGUGUUGUCUAAUUUGUUUUACUUUGAUCUACGUGGACGCUGAGUCAUUUGAUUAGAGGGUUCGAAACCUUGCCUCCCUGACCGACUGCUUCAGAGUCUUCAGAACAACAUCCCAUUAGCCGUUAGAAAUUACUACUCUUGGAGCAAGAGCAAGGGAAAAAAAAAGGAGCAUCUAGAAAAUUUGAGGGUGUGAAGGGCAAAGAGAUAAAGAAGUAUGGAGGAUCUCUGGACUGUUUUCUGUGGGAAAUCCAAUUGCUCAUAUGGUGGUGGAAAACCUUGCAGUUCUCUUUUGGUGUCCAUCUUCCAUCCUUCAUCAUGUAUCAACCACAUCUUGGUCAUUCUUGUUGAUAUUGUGCUUCUGUUAUUGUUCCUAUUUAACUUUGUUUGCAAGACAUUGCCAAGAUCAAUUCAUCCUUCCACCCGCUUUCAAGGCAUUCACUCUUUACAGAUAUCUUCCACAAUUUUCAAUGGUGGAUUGGGAUUAGUUUACCUGAGUUACGGGGUCUGGAGCUUAGAAGAGACAUUGAGAAAUGCACAUACUAUUUUACCUCCGCAUCCAUGGCUAGUGGUGUUAUUUCAUGGAUUCACAUGGUUGCUACUGUGUUUAACCAUGAGUUUUAAGGGAACACAACUUCCACAGGCCUUUUUGAGGCUCUGGUCCAUAAUUGCUUCCUUUCUGGCAGGAUUUCUAACUGUUUCGUCUCUAGUUGUUGCAAUUGUAGGCAAAGAAGUAUCUGUUAAAACAUUGCUAGAUGUAUUAUCCUUUCCAGGGGCAAUUCUGUUUCUGCUAUGUGCUUAUAAAGGUUAUGACUAUGGGGAAGCUGUUCAAAUGGACAGCAUGGAUUCUCUAUAUGAACCCUUGAAUGAUGAAAACAAAGGCAUUAGUAAAUUUGAUUCCUGUGGCAAUGUGACUCCCUUUUCCAAAGCUGGAUUUUUCAGUAGGAUGUCAUUUUGGUGGUUGAAUCCCUUGAUGAAGAAAGGUAAGGAGAAAACACUUCAAGAUAAAGACAUACCUCAAUUGCGUGAGUUAGAUAGAGCAGAAACAGGUUAUUUGAUCUUCUUGGAACAAUUGAACAAACAAAAACAAAGUAGACCAUGUACUCCACCUUCAAUUUUGUGGGCGAUAGUGUAUUGCCAAUGGAGAGAGAUUUUAAUUUCUGGGUUCUUUGCAUUGUUAAAAGUACUUACCUUGUCUGCUGGUCCUCUGCUUCUUAAUGCUUUCAUCGAGGUUGCUGAAGGAAAAGCAGCCUUCAAAUAUGAGGGCUAUAUAUUGGCAGCAUUACUAUUCUUUGCAAAAUGCUUAGAGUCCUUAUCCCAGAGGCAAUGGUACUUCCGUACAAGAUUAAUAGGCCUUCAAAUAAGGUCUUUGCUUUCAGCAGCUAUUUACAGAAAGCAACUGAAACUCUCAAAUGCAGAGAAAAUAAUGCAUUCAUCCGGAGAGAUCACAAAUUAUGUCACUGUAGAUGCUUAUAGGAUAGGUGAAUUCCCAUUUUGGUUCCAUCAGACAUGGACAACAAGCCUUCAGCUGUGCAUUGCAUUAGUGAUUCUUUUCCGUGCUGUCGGACUUGCAACAAUUGCAGCCAUGAUUGUAAUAGUACUUACCGUGCUUUGCAAUGCUCCCCUGGCUAAACUGCAGCACAAGUUCCAGUCUAAGCUCAUGGUGGCACAAGAUGAGAGGAUGAAACUUAGUUCUGAAGCUCUUGUUAACAUGAAAGUAUUGAAACUUUAUGCAUGGGAGACCCACUUCAAGAAUGCAAUAGAAAGUUUGAGGAAGGAGGAAAUUAAAUGGCUAUCAGCAGUUCAACUGCGAAAAGCAUAUAAUACCUUUCUCUUUUGGUCAUCUCCUGUAUUGGUCUCGGCUGCUACUUUUGGAACAUGCUAUCUCCUUGGAACUCCUCUCUAUGCUAGUAAUGUUUUUACAUUUAUAGCAACUUUACGGCUUGUUCAGGACCCUGUUAGAACAAUCCCUGAUGUUAUUGGAGUUGUCAUUCAAGCAAAGGUUGCAUUUGAACGGAUUAUGAAGUUUCUUGAGGCACCUGAGCUACAUAGUGGAAAUGCCAGAAAGAAGUGCAAUGUGGAGGAGCUUGAGUACUCAAUUUUUGUCAAGGUGACCAAUCUUUCAUGGGAAGAGAAUCUAUUGAAGCCCACACUAACAAACAUUAAUUUAAAGGUUAAACCUGGUGAAAAAGUGGCUAUAUGUGGAGAAGUUGGCUCAGGAAAAUCUACCCUUCUAGCAGCAAUUCUUGGAGAGGUUCCCAGUAUUGAGGGCACAAUUCAAGCUUAUGGAAAGAUUGCAUAUGUCUCUCAGAAUGCAUGGAUCCAAACAGGAACAAUACAAGAAAACAUCUUAUUUGGGUCCAUCAUGGAUAGGAAAAGAUACCAAGAAGUACUUGAGAAAUGUUCCUUGGUAAAGGACCUUGAGUUGCUACCCUUUGGUGAUCUCACUGAAAUAGGACAAAGAGGAGUUAAUCUAAGUGGUGGUCAGAAGCAACGUAUUCAACUUGCUCGUGCAUUGUAUCAUGAUGCUGAUAUUUAUCUCUUGGAUGAUCCAUUCAGUGCUGUUGAUGCACAUACUGCCACUAGCCUGUUUAAUGAAUAUGUAAUGGGAGCUCUGUCAGGGAAAACUGUCUUACUUGUGACCCACCAAGUUGAUUUUCUCCCUGCAUUUGAAUCUGUUUUGUUAAUGUCAGAUGGGAAAAUACUACAUGCUGCACCUUAUGACCAGUUAUUAGCCUGUAGUCAAGAAUUUCGGGGCCUUGUAAAUGCACACAAGGAAACUGCUGGUUCUGAAAGGCUAACUGGGGUUCUUUCUCCCCGGAGACAUGAAAUCUCUGCUAAAGAUAUUAAGAAGUCUCAUACAAAGAAACAGUUCAAAGAACCAGUAGGAGAUCAGUUGAUUAAGCAAGAAGAGAGAGAAGCAGGAGAUACGGGCUUUAAGCCUUACAUAAUGUAUCUAAAUCAGAACAAGGGAUUCUUUUACUUCUCCUUCGCAGGUCUCCUUCACCUUGCAUUUGUGACUGGACAGAUAUUACAGAACUCAUGGAUGGCUGCUAACGUUCAGAACCCUCAUGUUAGCAGAUUGCAGCUAAUAUUAGUGUACUUGGCGAUUGGAUUUGCCUCGGCAUUCGUUUUGCUUAUUAGAUCUCUUUCUGUUGUUGUUUUGGGUAUCCAGUCGUCUAAGUCCUUGUUUUCUCAGCUACUGAAUUCCCUUUUCCGUGCACCCAUGUCCUUUUAUGACUCUACACCUCUGGGAAGGAUAUUGAGUCGGGUUGCUUCUGAUUUGAGUAUCGUUGACCUUGAUGUACCAUUCAGUUUAGUCUUUUCACUUGCGUCUACUAUAAAUUCAUAUGCCAAUCUAGGAGUGCUGGCUGUUGUUACCUGGCAAGUCCUGUUUGUCUCUAUACCAAUGGUUUAUCUGACAAUACGCCUACAGAGAUACUACUAUGCUUCUGCGAAAGAAUUAAUGCGAAUAAAUGGCACAACCAAGUCUUUGGUAGCGAACCAUCUAGCAGAAUCCAUAGCAGGAGCUAUGACAAUCAGAGCUUUUGAGGAGGAAGAACGUUUUUUUUCCAAGAAUCUGGACCUCAUUGACAUAAAUGCCAGUCCAUUCUUUCACAACUUUUCAGCAAAUGAGUGGUUGAUUCAGCGUUUAGAAACACUGAGUGCCACUGUCCUUUCUGCCUCAGCACUUGCCAUGGUUUUGCUUCCUCCGGGAACUUUUGGCUCUGGAUUUAUUGGAAUGGCACUAUCUUAUGGUCUCUCAAUGAACAUGGCCCUUGUUUUCUCCAUUCAAAAUCAGUGCAUACUGUCAAAUUACAUAAUUUCUGUAGAGAGACUAGACCAGUACAUGCACAUUCCCAGUGAAGCACCUGAAAUCAUAGAAGAAAACCAGCCCCCACACAAUUGGCCUGCUGUUGGUAGAGUGGAGAUCUGUGACCUGAAGAUAAGAUAUAGGCCAGAUUCUCCACUUGUUCUUCAUGGGAUCAGUUGCACUUUUGAAGGUGGGGAUAAAAUUGGAAUCGUUGGCAGGACUGGCAGUGGGAAGACAACUCUAAUUGGUGCUCUGUUUCGUCUCGUAGAACCAGCAGGAGGAAAAAUCGUUAUUGAUGACAUCGACAUCUCCACCAUUGGGCUUCAUGAUCUGAGAUCACGUUUUGGGAUAAUACCUCAGGAUCCUACUCUUUUUAAUGGAACUGUUAGAUAUAAUUUGGAUCCUCUAUCACAACAUACUGAUCAGGAAAUAUGGGAGGUUCUCAGAAAAUGUCAGCUUCGAGAAGCUGUUCUAGAGAAAGAAGGUGGUCUGGAUUCAUUGGUUGUAGAAGAUGGAUCAAACUGGAGCAUGGGACAGCGACAGUUAUUUUGUUUGGGCCGUGCUCUGUUAAGGAGAAGCAGGAUACUGGUUCUUGAUGAAGCCACUGCAUCAAUAGACAAUGCAACAGACACCAUUCUCCAGAAAACAAUAAGGACUGAAUUUGCAAAUUGCACCGUUAUAACGGUGGCUCACAGGAUACCCACAGUGAUGAAUUCCACAAUGGUGCUUGCUAUCAGUGAUGGAAAAAUAGUGGAGUUUGAUGAGCCAAAGAAGUUGAUGGAAAGAGAAGGCUCCUUGUUUGGGCAGCUUGUCAAAGAGUAUUGGUCUCAGAUCUACUGUGCUGCUUUGACUUGAAGCUGUAUUUCUGACAAGAAAAGCUUGCAAGGGACUGGUCCCAGAGAAAACAAAUGAAGGGGAACUACCUGGAAUUUUUCUUGAUGUAUAAUAUAUCAUCUAAAAUGCAAAAUCAGUUAGGUUGACAAGGAUGAGGAUGUAAAUUCAAGUGUGAGUGAAGCCACUUUUUAAGAGAGAGAGAGAGAGAGAGAGAGAGAGAGAGGUAAUGAUCUCAGGUUGUAAAAUGUUAGAGCCGGAUAAAUAGGGUUACUUUAAUCUUCUCUUAUCUAAAAUGAAAAAUCAGUUAGGUUGACAAGCAUGAGGAUGUAAAUUCAAGUGUGAGUGAAGCCACUUUUUAAGAGAGAGAGAGCGAGGUAAUGAUCUCAGGUUGUAAAAUGUUAGAGCCGGAUAAAUAGGGUUACUUUAAUCUUCUCUUAUUUAUUAAGUUGUUUUUUGCCUCUUUGUCUUA